AUGAUCCCUAGGGAAAGGUCUCACUACAACACUAGGAUUGGGUCUCAGAUUGAAGUGAUAACAUUGGCAUUGUUUACGAAAGAUUCAACCAUGGCUGCUGCAGUAAGUGCUUCAGUCUCUCUUCCAUCGUCCAAGUCUACUUCACUUCCAACCAGAACCGCCAUUUUUUCCCCAGAAAGAAUCAACUUCAACAAGGUUCCAUUGUACUACAGAAAUGUGUCUGGUGGUGGGAAGGUGAUCAGAGCCCAGGUCACCACAGAGGCUCCUGCAAAGGUUGAGAAGAUUUCCAAGAAACAGGAAGAAGGUGUAGUGGUCAACAAGUACAGGCCCAAGGAACCAUACAUUGGCAGGUGCCUUCUCAACACAAAGAUCACUGGCGAUGAUGCCCCAGGGGAAACCUGGCACAUGGUUUUCAGCACUGAGGGAGAGGUCCCUUACAGAGAAGGCCAAUCCAUUGGGGUGAUUGCAGACGGUAUUGACAAGAAUGGGAAGCCUCACAAGCUGAGGUUGUACUCGAUUGCAAGCAGUGCCAUCGGAGACUUUGGAGACUCCAAGACCGUCUCUUUGUGUGUUAAAAGGCUUGUUUACACCAAUGACAAAGGAGAAAUUGUUAAAGGAGUUUGCUCAAACUUCUUGUGUAUUGACUGGAUAGAAUACAAAAAGAAGUUGAAAAAGGCAGAGCAAUGGAAUGUGGAAGUCUACUAA
This is a messenger RNA of Fraxinus pennsylvanica, 705 nucleotides long. The record is from the annotation of a GenBank genome assembly. NCBI's taxonomy places the organism in Eukaryota, Viridiplantae, Streptophyta, Magnoliopsida, Lamiales, Oleaceae.